AUGGAGCAAAAUACUACACUCAAGCCAUAUAGUGAGCCGAACCCACUUAACAGUACUAGCUUAUGCCUGCUGUCCUUGGAUGGCGGCGGCGUGCAAGGCCUCUCAUCACUGUACAUCCUGAAGAGCAUCGUGGACGGAUUAAACCAUGUGUGGGAGCAGAUGAAUCUCCCUCCAGUGAAGCCAUGCGAAGUGUUCAACCUUAUCAGGGGUACAGGUACUAGGGGGCAAGUGGAUGACCUCAUUGCGAUCAUGCUGGGCCGCCUAGGGAUGGAUGUUGGUAAGUGUAUAGACACAUACAGUGACCUUACUGCAACAGUGUUUGGCGAGAAGCUGAGGUCAAUCCCUGUCAACUUUAAGGGCAAAGUCACGGUCCGAUUCGACUCAGCAAAGCUGGCGAGCGCAAUCAAAAAGGUGGUCGAGCACAGCGGAGCAUCCAAACAGGACCUUUUUAACAACAGCAUUGAUCACAGAUGCAGAACCUUCAUUUGCACCAGCAACCAUCACACAAAGGACAGCAUCUCUCACGAGCCAAAUAUCCAUGUGAUGAUUUGCCAAGCCGCCCUCGCGACAUCUGCCACCACAACCUUUUUCGAACCUAUCACCAUUGGAGACCGCUCAUUUGCUGAUGGCGGUCUAGGCGCGAACAAUCCGGUAGACAAGGUAGAGGGCGAGGCGUCAAAUAUAUGGUGCUUUAAGACAGGAGAUCUAAAGCCGCUGGUCAAGUGCUUCAUCUCAAUUGGCACAGGGAACCCCGGCAAGAAGCCUUUAGAAACGACAGACGCCAACCACAGCCUCACUCUCACAGUUGCACAACUUCUGGAAACAGAACGUAUAAACGCCGAAGCAGAAAAUGAAGACCUUAGACAUCAGAUCCAUGCGCUUUUGGACAGGUCGAAGCAGCGGCGACUGAGUAGUCUUAAGGAAAGAUGUGACGCUCUACAUGCUGAGGUCGUGGCUUCUGACGAGUCCGUCCAACGGGCUGCGGUUCAAUACCACCAACACCUUGAUCAAUGGAACGCGAGGAAUGAAAACUUCACUCAAGAUAUGGCUCUUUUGAAGAACAACAUCAAGAUAAGGAUGGAGACAGACCAAGAGGUAAGAUACCUGUACAUCUGUCAAUGGCUUGACUAAUCAAAAUAGACUUUGAAUCAGCGAAAUUCCUCAGUACAGCAAGACAUGGAACGGGUAGACCAGAAACUGCGAUAUUGGGUGGAAGGUCAAAUGCAAGACAUGACUGAACAAGCGGGAGCCUUGGAUAACUUUAUUACCAUGGCACAGUUAAAGUGUAUUCUUUUGCACUAGGAGCAUGUGGAGGUGUUAAACAAUCUUGCUACAACAGCCCGAAA
Molecule: messenger RNA, 1346 nt
Organism: Aspergillus novofumigatus IBT 16806
Lineage: Eukaryota; Fungi; Ascomycota; Eurotiomycetes; Eurotiales; Aspergillaceae
Product: FabD/lysophospholipase-like protein
Exons: 3
Coding region: 1-1131 (376 amino acids)
Biological process (GO): arachidonate metabolic process
Cellular component (GO): membrane
Source: RefSeq, a predicted model, not a curated record